This is a messenger RNA of Nycticebus coucang (slow loris), 3178 nucleotides long. RefSeq names its product serine/threonine-protein kinase 31-like. The transcript has a single exon. Bases 809 to 1588 code for a protein of 259 amino acids. Lineage: Eukaryota; Metazoa; Chordata; Mammalia; Primates; Lorisidae. The record is from RefSeq and is a predicted model, not a curated record.
GCACAAGGGAGAAUAGAAAGGAACGUCACACCUGCACCAGGGACAGAGGUGUCAGGAACACGUGGAUUCACCACUCAUUGAGCCUCAGUAGCAUUUUUGGGGUGGUGACUGUACCCACUGUAUAAAUGGUGAUUGUAAAAGCUUAAUAGGUUCCUAUAUUUAGGACUUACUAGGACCUGCCACUUGUAGGGACCCAGCACGUGGCAGCUACUUCUCUGAUGGCUGGGCCUCCCCCUAUUCCGAGAUUGAAUGGUUUUAAAGGAUCAUUGUGUUCAUUCCAGUUCCUCAAAGUUUUAUCAGAUGCCUUUAGGUGUCAGACACUGGUGAGGAAAAAAGUGAGAGCUCUCACUUAAAUAAUGCUUACUCCUGGCAAUGCCCCGUCUGAUUGCGGGGAGAGAGUCAUCUCCACUUCCCAGAUGGGGAGCUGAAGUAACUCGCCUGAGGUGCCUCAGUUUGUUCGUGGUGGGGUGAGGUCCAGUUUCCCAGCCGCUGACCUGACUCCAGAUCUUUACUGACACACAGGUAAAAUGCCUUCGCACAGAAAUGUUAUGCUUCAGGUGGGCAAGCCACUGUCUAUUGGAUGAAUCUGCCCUACUUUCUGUAUUCAUAUGGCCUCCAAACUAGAGAUGCUGCUUACAUUUUACAAUGAUUAAGAAAAAAUAACAAAAGGGUAAGUUUUUGCACGUGCGCGACUGUGGCCGAGGUUUAGCCGUGGUGGCGGGUAGAGGGCUGAGGCCCAGCAUGUGGGGCCAGGGACACUUUUCUAAAACGUCUGCAGUGGAAAGUGUGAGUUUUUCAGAUUGUCUAAAUGGACGAAGAUACUCAUUAUGAUAAAGUUGAAGAUGUGAUUGGAAGUCACGUAGAAGAUGCAGUAACAUUUGGGGCCCAGCAAAAGAAAGCAGCUGCCAUGGAUUUGGCUAAAAAUUUUGAAAGGUCCUUGAAGAUUCCUGUAGGUACCAGAAUGAAAAAUCUGGCAGCUAAAGUGGAAAUACUGAAAGAAGUCAGGCACGUCAGCAUCAAUGUUCGUUUUGGAAAUGACCUUUCAGAUGCUCUACAAGUGUUGGAUGAGGGAUGCUUUACUACCCCAGCUUCUUUGAAUGAAUUAGAGAAAUUUUGGGCAGAAUACAAUCUGGCUCGAGAGAAGAUUCAAACUUGUCAAAAUGUGAAUGAAGGGAAUAUUUUGAUUGCCAAGAGAAAUGAAGUGCAGCAGAAGCUGUGCCUGGCAGUUGAAGUUUUUGUUUUGGAAAUAGAUGAGUUACCUCUUAAUAAAUGCUUUAAAACAUUGCAGGAUUUGUCAGCUUCUUUAGAAGCAGUGUAUGGACAAGCCAAAGAAGGAACAAACUCUGAAAAAAUACUUAGGAAAUUUUAUGACUGGAAACGUGUUAAAAAACAGGAGUUCACCAAUGGUAGAAGCGAAACAUAUGCUUCUCUACAACGUCUUGUAGCAAGGUUCCAGAAAACCUUAAAGGUUUUUGAUCUGUCUGUGGAAGAAUCACUGACUUCAGAAGAUACAAUCAGUAACACUGAUGAAAUCCUAGAGAAGACCGAGUCAAGUGUUUGCAAAGAGCUGGAGAUGGAAAUUGGUUGAAAAGAAUAAUUUGGAAGAAUCUGAUGAACACGAUGGAUCUGAAAUUGAGAAAAUAAAACAAGAAAUAACCCAGUUAUGCAAUAGUGUCUUUCAAGAAAUUUAUCAUGAGAGGGAAAAAUACGAGAAGCUGAAUACCUUGGGACAGAAAUGGUUCCCUGAGCUGCCUCUGCUUCAUCCUGAAAUAGGAUUACUUAAGUACAUGAACUCUGGAGGUCUUUUUACUAUGAGCUUGGAAUGGGAUCUUCUUGAUGCUGAGCCCGUGAGGAACUUAGCAGCAAGCGUCCUUUGGUAUGUUCUGAGGUUAAUGGGCAGAUAAUUCUUUUAAAGGGCUAUUCUGUGGAUGUUGACACAGAAGCCCAGAGUGAUUCAAAGAGCAGCCACCUACCAUAGAGCUUGGAGAGAAGCUAAAGAAGAGUCAGGGUUACUACCAUUGAUGUUCCUGAUUUUGUGUAAGUCUGAUCCUAUGGCUUACUGAUGGUGCCAUACUAUCCUAGGGCAAACUUGAGUGCUAUUCAAGCCAGUAUGCCUUUAACUUCGGAAGAAGCUUUAAAGGUGAUGAAAGGUGUUGCCCAGGGCCUGCAUACCUUGCACAAGGCUGCCAUAAUUCAUGGGUCACUUCAUCAGAACAAUGUAUUUGCUUUAAACCGUGAACAAGGAAUUGUUGGAGACUUUGACUUCACCAAAUCUGUGAGUCAGUGAACCUCAGUGAACAUGAUGGUUGGUGACUUGAGUUUGAUAUCCCCUGAACUGAAAAUGGGAAAACCUGCUUCUCCAAGUUCAGACUUAUAUGCUUAUGGAUGCCUUUUAUUAUGGCUUUCUGUUGAAAGUCAGGAGUUUGAGACAAAUGAAGAUGGAAUCCCGAAAGUGGAUCAGUUUCAUUUGGAUGAUAAUGUCAAAUUCCUCCUCAGUAGCUUGAUAUAUUCUAGAAGUUCAAUGACGGCUGAGCAAGUUUUGAAAGCUGAAUGUUUCUUGAUACCAAAGGGGAAAUCAGUUACAGACCCAGAAAAAGAUGUUGAAUAUUCCCAAUGUAAAAAGGAAGAAGAAUUUAAGUUAGAGACUUGAAUAAAUAUGAGGAAAAGACAAGAAAUGGUGAAGCCAACUUUGAUUGAUAAAGUAGUGUUCUGUUGUUGUUACAGAUGUUCUUUUUAAUAUCUUUGCUUAUUUUUGUUAAUAAAAAAUCUGAAGAUAAAAAAGAAAAAUAACAAAAGAAGAAAACUAUUUUGUGAUAUGUGAAAUUUCAAGUUUCAGUGCUGGUUCACAUACAUGCUCAUUCAUUUAAAAAUUGUCAUGGCUGCUUGGAUAGUAAAAUGGCAAGACCAUCUGGCUGGAACAAUGAAAUAAUAAAAAUAUUUUUUAUUUGGUUCUUAACAGAAAGUUUGCUGAUCCCCGUUUAGUGCUACCCCUAUCUACCCUUUUUUUCUAAUUAUCCGAGUUAACAUUUCUAUUAUUCCCUGAUUCUGGGAUUCUAAAAUUUUGGGGUUCUAUAAUAGAACCUUCAAGUUACCAUUUAGACUUGAACUUCAAAUACAGAGCAAUGGCUGGAAGGUAGACUCAGCACAUACCUGGUUUCAGGAGAUCUGGGCCAUAGAA